UGCCUGUUAACGUCAUGGCUGGCAAAGGAAAAGGUAAGAAAAAAGAAAAGAAAGAAAAAGAAGAAGGCGGAGACAAGAAGAAAUCUAAAAAAGGUGGAGGCAGACCCAAGAAAGGCAAAGCGAAAGGUAGAUGUAACGUAGACAUGCUCACGGAUUCGGCAAUGGACAACGUUUAUUACGCCUGUCAUAAUGUCCAAGAAUUAUUGCAGGCGAGAGGGUUUCAUCCUCCCGAUUUUAAUAAGAAGAAAAAGAAAGGAAAACGCUAGUAACACAGAUCAAAUACGUUGUUUUCAAGUUUUUUGUUCUAGUAAAAAACUAGUUUGCACUAGUUUCCAAUUUUGUUGACCUAGUUUGUUUUGGCCAGGUCGACUGCAACUCGCAGAUAGUGACGCUAUUUCGAUUCAAAUCGUUUU
Messenger RNA from Vanessa tameamea, 413 nucleotides. RefSeq lists its product as uncharacterized. NCBI's taxonomy places the organism in Eukaryota, Metazoa, Arthropoda, Insecta, Lepidoptera, Nymphalidae. The coding region runs from base 15 to 266 and encodes 83 amino acids. The transcript has a single exon. The record is from RefSeq and is a predicted model, not a curated record.